This is a messenger RNA of Melanaphis sacchari, 2858 nucleotides long. Its product is annotated as FAST kinase domain-containing protein 1, mitochondrial. The transcript is spliced from 10 exons. Bases 1 to 2778 code for a protein of 925 amino acids. NCBI's taxonomy places the organism in Eukaryota, Metazoa, Arthropoda, Insecta, Hemiptera, Aphididae. The record is from RefSeq and is a predicted model, not a curated record.
AUGGCAUUAUUUAAACUAUUUGGUACAAAUUUAAAAAUAACUACCAAAAUUAUUCAAAUGACAACAAGAUAUAAAACCAAAAAUUAUAAUGCUGUUUAUACUAAAUUUUAUGAAAUAAAUCCCUUAAAAUUAGUAUUUCCGUUUCAACAAUUUCAUAGGAAAUAUUGUUUUCAUUAUUUUAGAGGAGAUGAAACUGAUAGUGAUUCUGAGGAUAUUGAACAAAAACGAGACAUUAAAAACAUUAUAUUACAAGAUGAUAAUGAUAUACUAGCAAUAAAAAUAAAUGAAUGUAAAUCUUUACAAAAUAUUUUUGAUCUAUUGCAAAACAACAAUGAUCAAUUGAAUUGGAAAAAUAUCUCUAUGGCUAUAGCAAUGGUUAGAGAACUUCAAAUAAUAUAUUAUAGAGUGUGCAUGUUUGAAAAAAAUUUUAAUUCUUUUAUCACUCCUGAGGAUAGUUUUGAAAACAUUUUAACAAAUAAUGAUUUUUUGAACUUGAUGAAUUUAAUGGAAGAACAUUAUGAGUUCAUGAACAUCCAAUGCUUAUCUUACAGCUUAUUGUGUUUACAUAAAAUAGGAGUUGAUAUUAAUAGUACAGUAAGUACUAAACUGUCACAUAGACUACAAAAAAUAUUAUUGAGUACUCCUGUAGAAGAAAUAGAAUCUUGCAUACUAUCCAGAUUUACAGUAACAAUUGUAAGUCAUAGAGAUCUUGUGGGUCUGUAUAUUCUAAAAGACAUUUGGCCAAUAAUUUUAAAAAAAAUAAAUUUAUGUAACACUUAUGAAGAUAUUAAACAUAUUUCUAUGUGUUUAUUCAAUUUGCCAUGGUUUUUAAACAAAUCUAUCAUGGAUGAUUUUGUUACAUUAAUUGAACGCAAUUUGUUGAACAAACCUCAACACAAUGAUAAAAUUAAAUGUAUAGUGAAAGUGCUAAGGCUUAUAAAUAGUCCUUACUGGAUUAAUCAAAACAUUAAUCUUUCUAGAUCUUUGUUGCUAAAUUUACAAGGGGCUAUUAGACAUGUAACACUUUAUGAUAUGAUACAGCUACAAAUGAUUAUCAUAAAACAAUCAGAACCAUAUCAGUUAUUUGAGGAAAUACACAACGAAACAUCUAAAUGGCUAUCUAAAACAGAUGUUGAUACUGAUAUUACUGUACUUCGAUUGUUAUCUUGUAUAGUACCAUCUUCAUCUGCAUCACAACGAAAACAUAUAGAAUCCUUAAUAAGAAAACAAUUUUUGUCACACAAUAGUUUUUCUCAAUUAUGUAUUGGACCCCUGUUUAAUAUUAUUAGAAAUCUAAAAACAUCUGAUAUACAAAUUUGUAAUGCAUAUUGGUCAAGUGUAUUGGAUUGGCUCAUAUCUGGGAAAUCUUCAAUUCGUGAACAUCAUAAGCUAUUACGAAUAUGUAACAGAUACAUGAACUUUAAUAACAAUAUGUCUGGAACAUACAGAUAUUAUAAAUUUGAAAAUCAAAUGAUCAAUUGGUUAAAUGAAGAAUUAGAUCAAGGGAUAUCAUCGAUAAUUCCAUCCAAAUUUAGUAAAAUAUUUUCAUUUUUUAUAAGUUAUCCUAGUAAAAAUAUUGGGUAUGAAGUGCCUGAAGUAAUGGUUAAAAAAGUAUUAGAUACUGUUGGUCAAUAUAAUAUUUAUGAUUGCUACAUUAUUAGUAGAGGUCUGAAUACAGCAUUUAUAAACCGAAAGAAUAAAACAUCAUUACCAAUAUUCUUAGAUCAAUAUGUGAGGCUAUGCACUGCACUUAAUAAAAGAUGUUUAGAAAUACUAAAUCAAGAACCCAAUUUAAAUAUAAAUCAACUAAAUUCUUUGUAUCGUGGAUAUAAUCAUCGACAUAAUGUUAGAGAACCAAGACUUUUUUAUAAAAUACUUGAAAGGUAUAAAAACUAUACAUCUGAAGAUUUUUCAUCUAAGAGUAUAAAAGAACUUACUUACAAUUUAGUUUCAUCAGAUUGGUAUGAUGCUGAGCUCUUAGACAAAUGCUUGAAGUAUUUCAUAAAAAAUCACAAAUAUUUAUUAGCUGAAAAUGUAGAAAAAAUAUUAACAUUAUUUUUUUUAUAUGGAGUUAAUAGUGAAAAAUUUAUAGAAUUUCUACCUUUUGCGACUGAAAUCAUUAAUAGGGAUAAAUAUAAAAUGUCUGGUUUAAAUUUCAUGAGAGCUUCACUUGCUUUAUGUUAUUUUUAUAGUCUAUCUACAUCCAUAAAAGAUUAUUUAUUUAGUGUUGAAUUUUUAGAAAAAUUAGAUGAUGAAUUAAAUAACUGUUACGCCAAGGCUACAUAUCCAUUAAAAGUAAGACAAUUAUUAAUGAUAUUAAAUAGAGCUGUUUGUAUUGAUUAUCCAGAAUUUGAUGUACCAUGGUUUCAUACUAAGUAUUGUGAAGAAAUCCAAUCAUUGGUUCCUAAACAUACUGGUUCUUUUUAUUUGGACGUAGAAAAAAAAAUAAACCAAUUAAUUAAAAAUAAAGGUUAUUUAAAAUCAAAUUCUUUCUCUCCAUAUGGAUAUAAAUUAGAUUUUGAAUUAAUUCUAAAUGAUUCAAUACAGUUAAAAAAUGCAAAUAAAAACGAGAAGUUGGUUUUACUUCUUCUGAAUGAAAAAGAUUUGAGGAAGACUGAUAAUGAAAUGAGAGGCCUUUCUAAAUUGAAGCAAAGACAUUUGGAAAUACUUGGUUACAGAGUAAUAUGGAUUAAAAAAUCUAUAUGGAAUUCCAUGUUUAUGACUGAGCCAGAAGCUAAAUUAUCUUAUUUAAAGAGUUUAAUUUGGAAAAAACCUUGACAAUUUAAUGUCAAAGAUUUUCUUAUUUAUUUGAGUAUUUGUCCAUUGUGAGUACUAAAUAAAAUAUAUUCCUAUCCAAA